This is a messenger RNA of Necator americanus (New World hookworm), 690 nucleotides long. RefSeq lists its product as uncharacterized. The record is from RefSeq and is a predicted model, not a curated record. The coding region runs from base 1 to 690 and encodes 229 amino acids. NCBI's taxonomy places the organism in Eukaryota, Metazoa, Nematoda, Chromadorea, Rhabditida, Ancylostomatidae. The transcript is spliced from 7 exons.
AUGUUAUCGUUACAGACAGCAUACCACAAACCCGAUGUGUUUCGGUGCCAAAAUAUGGAAUUCAGCGAAAAUUCCGAUCAGUACAAAAUCCUAACUGUUAUUCACGUGAAGUAUGCUGGUAUUAUAUGUGGCCUUAUUGGUUUGUUAGCUACAAUUGCUGGAUUUAGCUUCGGAGUGGCAUACUUCCCUUGGUCCCUGUACGACACGUCCUUUGACGCCAUAGCGCUCAUAGGACUUAUCAUUUUCUUGGUAUCUGGAGUGGGUAUACACUACAUGCUAUUACAUGCAAUUCAUUUUACUAAGUUCCGAUUAGUCAUGCCGUUCCUUAUCUACCAUGCGUUUCUCAUCUCUCUGAAUGCCAUCACUGCUUUGAUAGCUAUCGGCGAACUUGUUGCUGACCAGAACCCACAAAUGGACGUUAGCGACAUCACCGCCAGAGGUGUAUUGUUGAUUGUACCGAUCGUUAGCUGCAUUCAAGCACUUAUGCUCAUCAUAAUGACAAAAGUACGAGUUUAUCUGAGAGAUAAACGGCGCUAUAUACGGAAUGGACUACCACCGCCGAUACGUGAAGUGAUACAACCUGGUACUGAACACUUUGCACAUAUUCAUAAUAAGAUUUACGCGGAAUCUUCCUCACCAAAUGUGCAACGCUCAUGUUCAGCACAAGACCUACGUAAUGGCAAGGAUUAA